AUGGGGUAUUCACUGGCAGCAAUGAACCAGCCUUACUGCCCCAUAAAAACAGAUGUUGGAAAAAGGAGGUGCUGCCCACCUGUGGAGCCAGAGGUGGUGAUUCACCGAAUUAGAAUUAUUCUCACCAGCCGCAAUGUAAAGUCCCUGGAAAAGGUGUGUGCUGACUUGAUCAGAGGCGCAAAGGAGAAGAAUCUCAAAGUGAAACGACCAGUUGUGAUGCUUACUAAGCCUUUGAGAAUCCCUACAAGAAAAACUCCUUGUGGUGAAGGUUCUAAGACUUGGGAUCGCUUCCAGAUGAGAAUCCACAAGCUACUCAUUGACCUUCACAGCCCUUCUGAGAUUGUUAAGCAGAUUACCUCCAUGAGUAUUGAGCCAGGAGUUGAGGUUGAAGUCACCAUUGCAGAUGCUUAAAACAAUUGUUUUAAUAAAUUGAUGACAAAUUG
Messenger RNA from Nycticebus coucang (slow loris), 443 nucleotides. Its product is annotated as 40S ribosomal protein S20-like. Gene Ontology annotation, cellular component: cytosolic small ribosomal subunit; ribosome. Gene Ontology annotation, biological process: translation. The record is from RefSeq and is a predicted model, not a curated record. The transcript has 2 exons. Lineage: Eukaryota; Metazoa; Chordata; Mammalia; Primates; Lorisidae. Gene Ontology annotation, molecular function: structural constituent of ribosome. Bases 1 to 411 code for a protein of 136 amino acids.